This is a messenger RNA of Amoebophrya sp. A25, 170 nucleotides long. Lineage: Eukaryota; Dinophyceae; Syndiniales; Amoebophryaceae. The record is from the annotation of a GenBank genome assembly.
GGGAACAACGCGACGAAGGAAAGUACUAGCGGGAAAGAAUCAGCAGAUCUUCAGCGAGAUCGAGGUGGAGAACACGACCAGCAUCAUGUUCAAGACGACAAGUUAGCUACUUUAACAAGUACUAAGUUCUUAAUUACUGCCGGUGCUGAAGAGAACUACCAUACUUUAAC